GAUUAAUACCACACUACUCUUUCAUUGACAAAACUAGCAAUGGAUAAUUUCACAUGUUCAUUGGCACUCUCUAGCGCAAUUGUAGCUCUAGUAUAUGUCACCUCGAAAUUCUUGACUUGGAUAUGGAUUAGGCCAAAGAAGCUGGAGAUAUUCCUUAGACAGCAAGGUUUCCAUGGAAACUCUUACAAGCUUUUCCAUGGAGACUCAGCAGAUAUAAAGGGAGCUACGAGAGAAGCCAUGUCCAAGCCCAUCAACUUCUCCAACGAUAUUUUUCCAAGAGCAAGCCCCGUCUACCACAAAGCUGUACAAAAAUACGGUGAGAAAUGCUUUGUCUGGUUUGGGCCAAGACCCGCAGUAGUCAUCUCGGAUCCUGAACUAUUUCGAGAGAUCAUGUCCAAGAAUUAUGUUUUCCAGAAACCUCAUAGCCUACCAGUUAAAAGACUGAUUGCAAGAGGGCUGGUGUCGCUCGAGGCUGACAAAUGGAGCAAGCACAGAAAGCUCAUUAAUCCGGCAUUCCAUGUCGACAAGUUAAAGCAUUUGGUUCCAUCGUUUUACUUGAGCUGUGGUGAAAUGUUGAGCAAAUGGGAUGAGAUUAUGGGAAAUGAAGGAUGUGGUGAAGUGGAUGUUUGGCCCCAUCUUCAUACAAUGACGAGUGACGUGAUUUCAAGAACUGCGUUUGGGAGUAGCUACGAGGAAGGGAGGAAGAUAUCGCAUCUACAAAGCGAACAAGCCAUGUGUAGCGUAGGAGCGGAUCGAUCAGUUAACAUCCCGGGAUACAGGUUCUUACCCACAAAAGUUAAUAUGAAGGUGAAACAAAAUAGGAAGGAAAUUGAAUCAUUAGUGCUAGGAAUCAUCAACAAAAGAAUGAAAGCAACCGAAUCCGGGGAAGAUCACCAUGACUUGUUGGGAUUACUAUUGCAAUCCAAUUCAAAGGAAAUGAAACAAGGAAACGAGUUCGGAAUGAGCAUCAACGAAGUGAUCGAAGAGUGCAAAAUCUUCUACUUUGCCGGCCACGAGACCACUGCGACCCUGCUGGUAUGGACAAUGAUCCUUUUAAGCAACCAUGACGACUGGCAAGGCCGUGCAAGAGACGAGGUUCUUCAAGCCUUCGGGAGAGGCAAACCAGACUAUAAACAACUAAACAACCUCAAAAUUGUGACCAUGAUCUUGCACGAGGUGCUGAGGCUGUAUCCGCCGGCAGCCAUGCUAAGUCGUUGCAUUCAAAAGGAGAUCACGGUGGGGGAGAAGGUGAGGCUCCCGGCCGGAGUGGAGCUCAUGUUUCCGGUGAUUAUGUUGCAUCAGGACCCCAGGAUUUGGGGGGAUGAUGCGAAGGAGUUCAAGCCGGAGAGGUUUGGGGAUGGCGUGUCCAAGGCGGGUGCGCGGGAGGAGCAGGCAGCGUAUUUUCCUUUUGGGUGGGGGCCGAGGAUAUGCAUUGGCCAGAACUUCGCUAUGUUGGAAGCUAAGAUGGCGAUCGCGAUGAUUCUGCAGCGUUACUCUGAUAGGGUCUUCGAUUUAGUGAAUCUCGCUGAAAAUCAUCUCCAGUAUCUUUAUCUUAUUUGAUUUAGUAUCUUUUAUUUUAGUUAGUUAAUUUCCAUAUCUUUUGUAAUCUUUUAUUUUAAUUAUUUUGCUUGACUAGCAAGAUAGGUUUAGAGUUUAGAAUUCUAUAAAUUAUAGAAUUCUCUAGUAUUUUGAUUCAUUGAGAAAUAAAGUUAAAACUUG
Salvia splendens (bonfire salvia) is the source of this 1719-nucleotide messenger RNA. Its product is annotated as cytochrome P450 CYP72A219. The record is from RefSeq and is a predicted model, not a curated record. Lineage: Eukaryota; Viridiplantae; Streptophyta; Magnoliopsida; Lamiales; Lamiaceae. Bases 40 to 1560 code for a protein of 506 amino acids. Gene Ontology annotation, molecular function: heme binding; monooxygenase activity; oxidoreductase activity, acting on paired donors, with incorporation or reduction of molecular oxygen. The transcript is spliced from 6 exons.